AAGCGAAGUGGUUGGAUACGACCGAGACGAAGGAAGGAGGGGAUAUUGAGAAGGAAAGCCACGAGCUUCGGAAAGACCAUCUGCUACGGCAUCGAAUACCCCCCACUAUUGCCCAUCAUGUCUUCUCUUCUCGAAAAGCAGAAGGCAAUGUUCAGCAGCUCGCUGGCCUCGGCCGCGAGCAAGCUGCAAUCCAAGAGCACGUCUCUCGCGCCGCCAUCACCCUCCCCGUCCGUCAGCAGCAUGGCGUCAGCAUCCAAGAACGACACCACGGCAUCGGGCAAGCGAAAGCGCGACCCCAACGCAAUUGUGUACUCGCAACCUCAGAACACUAGUUUUGGUCAAGAGGUCUUUACGCAGAUGCAGUAUGCGCUGGAGUGGCUCAAGGGCAAGGACGAGCCCAAGACGGCGACCGAGAUCUUUGACCACCUGGGCCAGACCCGCAGCACCGACAAGCACAAGCAGCAGCUGGUGGAGGGCAUGCGGCGGCACCCGCGCAUCCAGUGGGUGCCCGAUCCGAAAAUGUCGGAGCAGACGUGGCGGACGGGCACGUACGUCCACAGGCCCAUCAUCCCCGGCGUCAGGGACAAGAUGACGCUCCUGCGGCACCUACAGAGCAAGCGGGACGCCGAGGGUACCAACGUAAAGGACCUCAAGGACGGGUGGCCCGACUGCGACCAGGCGCUGAUGGAGCUGGAACGCGAGCACAAGAUCCUGAUUGUCAAGACCAAGAAGGAGCAGCACCCGCGCGCCAUCUGGCUCGACGACGCGACGCUGCACCACCACGUCGACGACGAGUUCAAGCGCAUGUGGAAUGUUGUCGAGGUCCCUUCCACCGACGACAUUGUCAAGAAGCUUGUUUCCGUGGGCCAGAAGCCGGCCAGCGCCGACCCCAGCACAAUCAAAAAGGUCGACUCCAAGAAGCAGCAGAAGAAGCGGGCUGUUAGGCGCACCGGCAAGACGACCAACACGCACAUGGAGCAUCUGCUCAAGGAUUACAGCCACAUGGUGAAGCGGUAGAUAUGGGCUGUCCAGUGUUUAUAUACAGGGAAAUGCAUUUUCGAAAUGGCGUUUUGGGUUUGGACGGCGGAGAGAGACGACGAACGGACGGACAUACUUCAUUUGGCAAAGACCUGGGACCGGUAUUGCUGUCCUUUUUUCGUGUCUAGUUCUUUUUCCCUUAUAGACGGAUGGGCAGGUUCACAGUGGGUCUUUGUGCCGUAGUUGAUGCAAAGAACAAGCAUUUCACUUAUGCGGGAGGCAGAGAACUAAGAAGGUUACACCCCAAAACGA
Colletotrichum acutatum is the source of this 1290-nucleotide messenger RNA. RefSeq names its product transcription initiation factor IIE subunit beta. The record is from RefSeq and is a predicted model, not a curated record. Bases 118 to 1017 code for a protein of 299 amino acids. Gene Ontology annotation, cellular component: transcription factor TFIIE complex. NCBI's taxonomy places the organism in Eukaryota, Fungi, Ascomycota, Sordariomycetes, Glomerellales, Glomerellaceae. The transcript is spliced from 2 exons. Gene Ontology annotation, molecular function: TFIIH-class transcription factor complex binding. Gene Ontology annotation, biological process: transcription initiation at RNA polymerase II promoter.